Contarinia nasturtii (swede midge) is the source of this 3589-nucleotide messenger RNA. RefSeq names its product serrate RNA effector molecule homolog (gene Ars2). The record is from RefSeq and is a predicted model, not a curated record. The transcript is spliced from 11 exons. NCBI's taxonomy places the organism in Eukaryota, Metazoa, Arthropoda, Insecta, Diptera, Cecidomyiidae. Gene Ontology annotation, cellular component: nuclear body. Gene Ontology annotation, molecular function: nucleic acid binding. Gene Ontology annotation, biological process: mRNA processing; primary miRNA processing. The coding region runs from base 408 to 3095 and encodes 895 amino acids.
GAGCGUCAUUGCCAAUUGAGAUAUUGCAUGUGUUAUUGUUGCUGUAAUAGUUUCUCAUUUUUUUUGCACUCUCUUUCUCCUUUUCAUUCCAUUCCACCACGCUUUACCAUUAGUUUUCAUCAAAGUGAUGUGGCCGGUGAAUGACCUAUUUUGAUAAUAUGCAUACAUAAAUGCAAAUGCCACUAUAACAAAUCUUAGCGCAUAUUUUUCCGGUGAAAUUGUUGUUGCAUCAGUGAAAUUAUUUUUAAACUAUUUGUAUAGUGUAUUUGAUUUGAACGAAUUUAUUGAGAAGGAAAAAGCGAGGAAAAUAAACGAGAUUAAUACAAAAAAAAACGGUGGAGUGCCAGUAUUCCGACAUUGACACCAAACGACAUAAAAAAAUUUUUUGAGAAUAAAUUUCAGACAUAAUGGGUGAUUCAGAUGAUGAAUACGAUCGCAAGCGGCGAGAUAAAUUCCGUGGUGAACGUAGCUCCGGUGACAAUUAUCGUUCGGAUCGAAGAGAUGAUCGUCGAGGCAGAGAGGAUUGGCCCGAUAGACGUCGUCCAGACUAUCGUGAAUAUCGGCCACGAGAUAGAUUUUCACCAGAUCGAGGACCACCAAUGAAAAGAAUGCGAAACGAUUGGCCUGGUGAUGAUCGACGUUAUCACGGUCACGAUGGUUUUGGAGGUGGCUAUGGUGGAUGGAUGCAUGAACCUGGCUACCCACCGCAUGGUCAACAUCUUGGUGGAAAUUUUGGCAAUACACCUCCAUCAGGUGGAAUUCAUGGACGAUUGGGUGGUGCUGAACCAUUGCCAAACCCUGAUCUACAGACGCAGCCCGCAAUGUUGACGCUCAAACAAUUUUUGGCCACGCAGGAUGAUUCGAUUUCCGAUUCAGAUGCCAUUGAAAAAUAUAACGAAUACAAAGUGGAAUUCAAGCGUCAACAGCUCAACGAAUUUUUCGUAGCCCACAAAGAUGAAGAAUGGUUCAAAUUGAAGUAUCAUCCCGAAGAUUCGAUGAGACGGAAACAAGAGCAAUUGGAUUUUCUGAAGAAACGAACCGAUGUAUUUUCGGAGGUACUAGAUACUGGGCUGGUGACAAGCGUGAACGUUGACACAAAUCAAUCGGAUAAAUUAUUGCGUGUGCUAGAUACGGUUGUUAUUAAAUUAGAAGGUGGCACCGAUGAAGAUUUAAAAAUACUGGAUGAACGAACAAAUGUUGAGUAUAAACCGGAACCAACAAAAGAGACGUUAUUGUCAACCGUUGCUGCAGCCAAAGCGGCAACCGUACAAAUUGCCGCCGAACCAAAGACGGAUGGCGAUGAAGUAAAUGAAAAUGAUGAAGACAGCAGCGAUGUUAAGGAAAUUGAUGCAAACACAGCAAAUGACACAAAUUCAGGUGACAAACCGGCUAACACUGAAGAAAAAGUCAACAAAAAACGAAAACGCACUACAUCUGGCUCAAGCUCAAGUUCCGGCUCCAGUUCAUCUACGAGCGACGACGAAGAUGAUGAAGAGCAAGAGAAACCGGCUGAAAUUGGUAACAAAAAUGAAGCCUUACCCGAAUCCAAGCAAACAGAAACAAUUGUUAAUGACGAUGAUGAAGCGAUGCCAGAGUCUAAAAACGUGGAAAAUUUAAAUAAUGGCUCGCCAAACGAUGAUGAAUCCACAUCACAAAAGGGUAAAAAAGAUGCCGACGAUGGCAAAGAACUGGCCGAUGGAGAAAUUGCCGAUCUAUCGGGUGAUGAAUCAAAAGCAACCGAUGCACCAGAAACUAUUGACUUAGCCGAUUCAAAGAGUGAGACUGAUGAAAAACCGGGAGCUCGAGCAUUGCACAAGACUAGCUCAAUAUUUUUGCGAAAUUUGGCGCCAACCAUAACAAAGAGUGAAGUUGAAGCGAUGUGCAAGCGAUACAAUGGAUUUUUGCGAGUUGCAAUUGCCGAUCCAUUGGUCGAACGAAGAUGGUUCCGUCGCGGUUGGGUCACAUUCAAACGUGACACAAAUAUCAAGGAAAUUUGCUGGAAUUUAAAUAAUAUUCGAUUGCGUGACUGUGAAUUGGGUGCAAUUGUAAAUCGCGAUUUAAGUCGACGCGUUCGUCCGGUCAAUGGAAUUACUGCUCACAAAACAAUCGUACGAAGCGAUAUAAAAUUGUGCGCAAAAAUUGCUCAUAAUUUAGAUCAAAAGGCAAAUCUAUGGAUUGAUGAAAACAAUGAUAAAUCAUCGAAUGGCAAUCAAACAUCGUUUGGUUUAAAUUCAAAUAAUCCGGUGCUGCAAAAUAUCACCGAUUAUUUGAUCGAAGAAGCAUCGGCCGAAGAAGAAGAGCUACUCGGUUUGUCAACGAGCGAAACAAAGGAUAUCGAAGGUGAAACAUUGGAACGUGAUGCACAAUUGAUAAAUGUGCUCGAUAAAUUGAUUUUGUAUUUACGUAUCGUGCAUUCGGUGGAUUUUUACAAUCAUUGCGAGUAUCCGUACGAAGAUGAAAUGCCAAAUCGUUGUGGAAUUAUUCAUGCACGUGGACCACCACCACAAAAUAAAGUGACAAACAAUGAAAUUCAAGAUUACACACGCAAUUUUGAAGGUAAAAUGUCAUCGUUUUUGACAAAAAGUGUACCACUGUCGGAUACCGAAUUGAAAAAGCUCGGCGCCAAAGAUACCGAUGCCGAAGUGGAAAAAUUCGUACAGGCAAAUACACAGGAAUUGGCGAAAGAUAAAUGGCUUUGUCCGUUGUCUGGGAAAAAAUUCAAAGGGCCCGAAUUCAUUCGCAAGCACAUUUUCAAUAAGCACGGCGAAAAAGUGGAUGAAGUGAAGAAAGAAGUCGAAUAUUUUAAUAACUAUUUAAAAGAUCCGAAACGACCACAGUUACCCGAACAUCCUGGUAAUACGAAAAAACCGCCGGCCGAAGCACAACCACCACCAAGUAUGCGACCUGCUGGCUAUCCAGGACCUGGAUAUGGACCACCAUAUGGUGGCUAUGGCGGCCACAUGCCCGCUCCAAUGCGAUCGAGAGGUGGAUUCGGUGGACGAAGAGGCGGAAAUCAUGGUGGUGGCGGUGAUUAUCGUCCAAUCAUUCACUAUCGAGAUUUGGAUGCACCACGUGAACCAGACGAUUUCCUGUAAAUUAAUAUUCAUCGCGUAAAACAGUUUCCAUUGGCAGCGCAUCAUUCUCUUGUGUGUGAUUGCGCACGUAUAAAGCACACUCCAAUUUAAAAAAAAAAAUUAUAUAUAUAAAUAAUAUAACACGUUUUUAUUCCUGAUUGUCAUUUCAUCAAUUUAGUUGAUUUGUUCAUCAACUAUAUCUUUUCAAUUACAUUUUAAAUUAAAACUAUUGAAACGAAUAUUCAUGAAUCAGUAUACAGCAAAGAAUUGUUGUAAUUCGACACCCAAACAGACAGAAUUUGUAAUAGAAAUUAUGACAUUAUUAUAUAUGACCAAAAGAAAAUAGUGUUCAACUUAUAACAUAAAUGGCGAUCGUUUCAAUAGGACUUUGGAAUAGCAAGAAAAUGUCAUUUAAAUUAUCUUGAUAGUCAUAACAAGAAUGUGAAAUGUAAAAUGCAGAAACCAAUUGUAGCUUUUUAAUUCAAAUGGAAAAUAUAAUCAAUUCCAUUUACAAA